UCGUGCUCAAGGUGGAUCGUGCUAUAACUGAAACGGCACUUCGACCACAGACUUAUAUAAAAUACAGUAUUUCAUAGAACUCUGUGAUUUCGACAGAUACCGCUACCGCGAAUGUUUAAAUUUUCGGAAAUCCAAUUUUCAUUUCUCGCAUUAUUGGCGUUUUUAAAUUUAACAACACCUUAAAUCUUUUUCGAAUAUUCUUAUUUGGUCUUGAAACUUUAUGCCAAAAUAAGAUUAGUGAUGAUUGUUGACUGAACGUAUACUUAUUACCUCGGUGAUGGACAGUAAUACUAUCGAUGUCAAACUUGAAGUCGACGACGACCAAGGAUCGGUGAAGAAUUUCGAGUCUACAAAUAAAAUCAGUCAUGAUUCUGUUGUGACUUGUGGUAAAUGCAAAAAACAAAUGUUAUAUCAGGAGUAUGAAAAACAUCGUCAGAUUCAUUAUGACCUCUGUUGGAUUGCGGGUGUAGAAGAUGAAAUUGAUUUCACAAAUACGUCAAAAAUUCAAGAAAUAUUAAAGAAAACUACAAAGAAUUCUAAAACAAAGUCAAAAUUUAUAUGUGAAUGGUGUGAUGCUGUUAAAAUGACAAUUUCUGGAUUUGCCAACCAUCUAAUAAAAUGUAAACAAAAUCCUGUUUUGAAUGUAAAUAAUACAAUUUUGAAUGAAACUGAUGUUAAUCUCAGUACAUCAUCUAUUACUCAUGAUAAUGCAACUAUGGUAUCAUGUGGUCGUUGUGGAGAAAGUAUGACAUAUGAAGAAUACAAAAGUAAACAUAGACAUAUUCACUAUAAUUUAUGUUGGAUAGAAGGAGAAGAAAAAAUAGACUACUUAAACGAGAACAAAUUGGUUAUAUUACUUCGUGAAAUCUUAACAAACUCUACUGCUAAAAAAAAGUUUAUAUGUGAAUGGUGUAAAGAUUUAAAAAAAAGUGUGGUAGGCUUUGCUUCUCAUGUAAAAAAAUGUGCAAUUGAGCAAAAGCAUGUACUUCAACAUCCUAAUGAGACUGAUUCUCCCCAGCCUAUGGAUGAAGAUAGAUAUGAAGAAGAAUCAAAUAAUAAAAACAAUUCCAUGGUAAUUUGUGGCUGUUGUAAUAAAAGUAUGACAUUCAAGGAGUAUGAAGGUACACAUAGUGCGACACAUAACAAUCUAUGCUGGAUAACUGGUGAUGAAAAACCAGAUUUUGAUGAUGAGAAUGUUGUACAAUAUUUACUACGACAAAAAUUACCAAAAUAUGCUGCACGCCAAAAAAAAGUUAAAUUUAUUUGUGAAUGGUGUCAGAUAGAAAAAAAAAGUGUACCUGGUUUUGCUAGUCAUGUUAAACGAUGUCAAUCUAGACCGGAUAAACAGGGACUGUUUAACGAAACAGAAGAUAGAAAUGAUAUAACUAAAAAAUCUGUUAAAGAAAUUACAAAAGAAAGGGACGAUUCAAUGGUGAUUUGUGGCCGUUGUAAAGAAAAAAUGACUCUUAAUGAAUAUCGUACUAAUCAUUAUUCUAAACAUUAUAAUUUAUGUUGGAUUGAUGGUGAAGUAAUACUAGAUUUAGAAAACUAUGAUACCGUAUUAAAUAAAUUGAAACAAUUCAUACCUUUUAGUGCUGUUCGUAAACGGUCAGUUAAGUUGUGUUGUGAAGAUUGUAAAACUAUUAAGAAAAGUAUUUCAGGAUUUGCUAGUCAUGUAAUAUUUUGCAAUAAAACUCCUAAUGACAUAACACAAUUAUUAAUAAGAUGUGAAGACUGUGGAAAUAAAAUUAAACCGUCAUCAUUAAUAACUCACAAACAAAAAAAUUGUAAAGGUGUGAAUAAUAUAGAAAAUGGUAAUGACUACACCCUAAAUGAAAAUUCUAAAAGAGAUUAUAAAUUGCGGCGUAAAAAACGGCCCCCAAAUGUGAUAAGUUUACAUCCAGAUACUAAAUAUAUUACUGAAUAUUAUGAUUUUAUGUGUCGUUUGUGUAAUUUUAUUACAAUUAGUGUCAAUGACAUAAUUGAUCAUAUUUUGAAGGUUCAUGAUAUUGUUUUAAACAAUAAAAAAAAAGAUAGUUUAGACAAUUAUACAAUUAAUAAAUAUGAAGUACACAGAAAUAUAUACUUAAAGCCUUUAUUAAAUUAUUAUAAUUUUUUCACAAAAACAUUUUGGAAGGAUGUUUGUCACAAAGACUUUAAAUCUGAUGUUUUGCUCUUAAAAAAUGAUGAAGCACUGAAGUAUAUACCAUCUAUUCAACAAUCUUGCAAAAUAUUAAAUUCAGAUAAUGAACAUAUGUGUGUUGAUCUUUUCAAAUCUGUUUAUGUUAAUGGUAUGCAUUGGCUGUUUACUGGUGGUCCUAAUUGGGCCAUGUCAUGGUGUCCUCUCCCAAAAGAGGUACAAACACAGUAUUUAGCAAUAUCAUGUCAUCCUAAACCAGAUCUGGAACAUAAAGAGAUGAACAUUUACAAAUAUCCAUCUCUUGUGCAGUUAUGGGCAUUUGAUUCAUUAAAGAAUAUUAUUAAUGAAUCCGUUUCUUUUACGCCACAUAUGUCUUAUGGUAUAGCUCAUGAAUAUGGUGCUGUAUGGGAUAUGGCAUGGUGUCCUUCUGGAGCUUAUGAACCUCCACAAAAAAUGGGAUUGUUGGCAUUAAGUACAUCUUGUGGAGAUUGUCCUGUGUUUGCUAUGCCUUUUGUGGAUGAAAAUUCUGAAAUGUCUUCUAUUUAUUUGGCCAAGCAUAUAGUAGCGAGAAAUUUUGAAUGUGAAUGGAUUGAAGGUGGUGUACAAUGUACAAAAGUUUGUUGGCAGACUGUUUCACCAUUCAAAACUCUUAUUUGUGGAUAUUCAAAUGGUGUUGUAAGUGUGUUCCACAUAAAUUUUAAAUCAAUAUUCUUAAAUAAUGAUAUUCUUUAUCCGUGUCAUACUUUCAUAGCAAGUAGAAGUAGUAUAACAGGUCUUUCCGUGAAUUAUUUUAAUACUUCAAUUUUGGCUACUUCAGCAACUGAUGGUAAUGUAACUUUAUGGGAUUUAAAGUCUACUGAAAAUCCAAUCUUUCAAAAGAAAUCUUAUUGUCCAUCUGAUUGUACUUGGCUUCAACAGUGUUACACAUUGGUGUAUUGUAGUAAAGUUGUAAACCCUGUAUUCUCAAAAGUUCGGACUAUUAAUUUUUCAAACUGUGAUGAUGACGUUGAAGGUUAUAAUCCCGAGUUAUAUGUUUUAAAAAGUGUAAUUAAUAAAAAUAAAAUACUCGGUAACUGUGAUCUUAUAAAAAAUGAUGAAAAAAUAAAUUGUGAUGAUACUAAUGAAAAAAAAACUUCUCGUGAAUCCAAUAUAAGUAGUGAUGACGAAUCAUAUAAAUCCGUUGAUUCAAGUACUUAUAGUGAUCAAGAUAAAUCGAAUAAUGUAGGAAAAUCUGGAGACGUACCAAAAAACAUUGAUGAGGAAGAUUUUUAUGGUCCUGCUUUUUAUCAAAAGAGUACUCAUUGGUCUGUUUCUACUUCGGAUUGGAUGAAUGUUAUAGCAACUGGAAAUGAAAAUGGAGUUAUCUAUAAAAAACUGUUUCUAUCAGAAACUAAUAAUAUAAGAAAGGGAAACUCUACAACACUUCAAUUGAUGGUAAAAAAAUUGUCUAAUGAUAAUACUCAAUCAGAGUAUUCUGAUGGUUACCGUUUUAAAGAAACAGUAAAAAAAUUUGGACUUGAAUCCAAACUUUUUUUCAAUGAAAGUGAAUUGAACAAUCAAGAUGACAGCAAACCUUUGUUAAGAUAUCCUCUUGAUAAUAUAACCAAGGUAUCUUGGAAUCAAAAUUUUAAUUCUUUUCGUUGGUUGGCUAUUGGAACUCAAAGUGGUUUUACUCUUGUAUCACCAUCUCAAGCAAUACCCGAUAGUUGUAUUGAUUCAUUUUAUAAAAUAGUUUUUACCCCCAUGGAUAACUUUGACGAUACGACUGAUAUAUCUAUGUAAUUUUUUCUAAACUAAAUCUUUAUUUUAAUGAUUUAUUACUAAGAAAUACCUUUUUCAAUAUUUAUUUUUUAUU
Molecule: messenger RNA, 3995 nt
Organism: Rhopalosiphum maidis (corn leaf aphid)
Lineage: Eukaryota; Metazoa; Arthropoda; Insecta; Hemiptera; Aphididae
Exons: 27
Coding region: 278-3922 (1214 amino acids)
Biological process (GO): transcription by RNA polymerase III
Cellular component (GO): transcription factor TFIIIC complex
Molecular function (GO): protein binding
Source: RefSeq, a predicted model, not a curated record